Messenger RNA from Cynara cardunculus var. scolymus (artichoke), 958 nucleotides. Its product is annotated as multiple myeloma tumor-associated protein 2 homolog. NCBI's taxonomy places the organism in Eukaryota, Viridiplantae, Streptophyta, Magnoliopsida, Asterales, Asteraceae. The transcript is spliced from 4 exons. The coding region runs from base 106 to 792 and encodes 228 amino acids. The record is from RefSeq and is a predicted model, not a curated record.
AACCCCAACGAUUUCAGACGAGCGAAGUUGCAAAGAUCUUCGAUUCGUCUCCACCAAUUUGAAGUUUAUAAUUACAGCUCAAGAAACACAGAUAUAUAACAAACUAUGUAUCAUCCGUCCAGAGGUGGUGUUCGUGGCGGUCGGGAUCAGUUUAGCUGGGAUGAUGUGAAGGCUGAUAAAUAUCGAGAAAACUAUAUUGGUCACAGUCUCAAGGCUCCUGUUGGGAGAUGGCAGAAAGGGAAGGAUCUACACUGGUAUGCUAGAGAUAAAAAAUCUAAAGAGGCAGAUAUGGAGGCUGCUAAAGAAGAGAUACGAAGGAUUAAGGAAGAAGAGGAGCAGGCUAUGAGGGAGGCUCUCGGUUUAGCUCCUAAGCGUUCUGCAAAACCGCAAGGUAAUAGACUUGAUAAACACGAAUUUUCUGAACUUGUGAAACGAGGCUCUACGGCAGAAGACUUGGGAGCAGGACAUGCUGAGGCGGCUCAUGUUCAGGGUCUCGGUUUUGCCAAGGCACCUAAAGCCUGGGAAGAGUCGAGUUCUGCACAACCCACCGUAACGAUGGAAGCGCCAAAAAUUACAAAUGUGCCUGCAUCUCCGUCUACAAGAGACGCCAAGGAAGAUUCAGAAGAUGAAAGUAGGCGGAAGAAAAGGAGGCGAGAAGAGAAGAAACACGAAAAACACGAAAGACGGGAAGAGAGGAAACACGAGCGUAGAGAGAAAAGGCACACUCACGAGUCAGACGACAAAAGGAAACACAAAAAAGACAAGGACAAGCGACGACAUAAUUCCGACUGAAAUUUCAUGUUAUAAUGUACGAUAUAUCGACAGACUAUGUUAUGGGAAAGUUCUAAGACGGGUUUAACUGGAAUGGAUUGUGCAAAUCGUGCGGAUUUGAAUUUGGAUUUAUUCUUCUCGAUAUAUGUUGGAACCUUACUUCUAUCUAUAAGAGCCCUUUUGAAAA